UCUGGUGGAAUUUUUAACGGACGAUCUGCACGAUACUCUGUUCUCACUUAUUACUGAAACCAAGAUGAAGCUCAAUUAUAUUCCUUUCUUGCCUGUGAUCUUAAGCCUUUUGGCUAUACAAGUUCACGCAAUUUCUUUCAUGCUAGCUGCUAAUGUUAGGAGAUGUCUCAAAGAUGAAAUACAUAAAGAUGUUCUUGUAACAGGGGAUUUUAAACUGUCAGAUGCACCGGGACACAAGACAACAUUGCAGGUGACAGACUCUAAGGGUCAUACAUUGUACACAAGAGAAGAAGCAACAGAAGGAAAAUUUGCAUUCACUACAGACGAUUAUGACACUUAUGAAAUUUGUUUCAUUACAAAAGUACCUGCAGGUAUGCGAGCAGGAGAGAGGGAAGUCACUAUCGUAGUCAAGCAUGGUGUGGAGGCCAAGAGCUACGAAGAUCUAGCCAAGUCCGAGAAGCUAAAACCAAUGGAGAUUGAACUACGGAGGCUGGAAGAUCUGUCAGAAGCUAUCGUCAAUGACUUUGGAUACAUGAAGAAGAGAGAGGAAGAGAUGAGAGACACAAAUGAAUCUACAAAUUCCAGAGUAUUAUACUUCAGUAUUUUCUCAAUGGUUUGUCUAAUGAGUUUAGCAACAUGGCAAGUCUUUUAUCUCAGGCGCUACUUCAAAUCUAAGAAGCUGAUUGAAUAGUUUUCUUCAUCUAUAGUGCCUUUAUUUGUUUGUUUCCUUCUUUAUCCUUUAUUCUAAUUUCUUGAAGUUGGGUAUGGGUUUAGCCAAAACAACCAAAUAAUAAAUGGUCAUUUCUGAUACAAAAUAAAUAAGUUUGUGAUUCAUAACUUUUAAUGGCCAUACGUUAUUGGGUAAAAUUUGAAUUAGAUAUUGCCAUUUAACAAUGGCAGAGCUGCUAACUAAUAC
This is a messenger RNA of Lytechinus variegatus (green sea urchin), 916 nucleotides long. RefSeq names its product transmembrane emp24 domain-containing protein 10-like (gene tmed10). NCBI's taxonomy places the organism in Eukaryota, Metazoa, Echinodermata, Echinoidea, Temnopleuroida, Toxopneustidae. The coding region runs from base 65 to 691 and encodes 208 amino acids. Gene Ontology annotation, cellular component: COPII-coated ER to Golgi transport vesicle; endoplasmic reticulum; Golgi apparatus. The transcript is spliced from 5 exons. The record is from RefSeq and is a predicted model, not a curated record. Gene Ontology annotation, biological process: Golgi organization; intracellular protein transport; endoplasmic reticulum to Golgi vesicle-mediated transport.